Molecule: messenger RNA, 3290 nt
Organism: Ananas comosus (pineapple)
Lineage: Eukaryota; Viridiplantae; Streptophyta; Magnoliopsida; Poales; Bromeliaceae
Product: disease resistance protein RPS5-like
Exons: 2
Coding region: 347-3127 (926 amino acids)
Molecular function (GO): ADP binding; protein binding; ATP hydrolysis activity
Source: RefSeq, a predicted model, not a curated record
AUCAGUUUGUACAGUAGUGGACUUACGCAUGUGCAGCCGGCCGGAACACAAAUUAAUUAAGCAUCACUCACUAGCUUGCUGUCAUAAUAAAUAAAAAAAUAGAAUAAACAUUAAUUUAUCAUAUAUAAUACUAUUAGUAUGGUACCAAGUUGCGUAAAUAAAUAAUUGUAGCUUAGAUAGACCAUUUGCUUAAUUACCCAGCCCGAUGUAGUUGUGGAGUAGAACAAUCGCUCCCCUCUCCCCUCGUCUCUUCGUUCUCUUCUUAAUUUCUACUGCUGCAUUAAUUCUUAUCUCGAUCUAUCUAGAGAUUCUAUAGAUUCUAUACUAUCUCGCAAUCGAUAUAUGCAUGGCGGAGUGCAUCUGUAAGGUUGUUGAUGCGGCGAUCUCUCCGCUGGUGAGCCUCGUCACGGAGCAUCUGACGUAUCUUCUUAAAGUGGAGGACAAUUUGGACGAGCUCAAGAAUGUCGCCGCCGAGCUGGCCGCCAGGAGGAAGGAUGUAGACGAGAGGAUCCGGUCCGGCUGCAGAACAACCGGCGGCACUGCGACGAACGAAGUGAGCGAGUGGCUGCAGGGGGCGGACAGCAUCGUAGCGCGAGCGGAGGCGCUCCACAGAAGGUACGCCGAGCGGACGCGGUGUCUCGGAGGCUGCUCUGUCGAAUUCUGGUCGACCUACGCGGCUGGCAAGACCGCCGCUAAGAUGAUUCCGGACGCCAGGCGGGAGUUCGACCGUGGAGUACUGUUCCAGCAGGUCGUCAACGUUUCGGCCGGGAGGCACGACAAGUCGGAGAUUGACAACCCGUCGGCGGCGGGAAGAGAAAACCGGUAUCUUGAUCAAGCACUCGAAUUUAUCAACGAUGAUGCGGUGAAGAUGGUUGGAAUCUGGGGCAUGGGAGGGGUGGGGAAGACCCACCUCCUCAAGUCCAUCAACAACUCGUUCGCUCGCCAAACAUCUUUCGACGUCGUGAUCUUCGUCACAGCGUCUAGAUCGUGCUCCGUCGCACGGAUUCAAAGCGAGAUCGUGAAUACGCUCGGCUUGACCGCGAUAAACAAUGUGCAGGACCAGGCCAGAAUCAUCUCAGACUUUUUGCGCGAAAAGAAUUUUCUCCUGCUGCUGGACGAUCUGUGGGAACGACUCGACCUGGGAGCCGUCGGCGUUCCGAUGCCUUCGGCCGCAGGCGAGCAGCUUAAAAGAAAGGUGGUGUUGACAACGAGAUUUUUGAAAGUCUGCGGCCAGAUGGGUGUAAGCAGGAGGAACAGCAUCAAAGUGGAAUGUCUGGACCGCGACGACGCUUGGCUUCUCUUCCGAGAGACUGUCGGCGAAGACACGAUCGGCUCUAGUCCUGCCGUCGAAGCCCUCGCAAGAAACCUAGCCAGAAAGCUGGGCGGCUUGCCCCUCGCUCUCAUUACCGUCGGAAGAGCCAUGUAUGAUAAGGAUGAUUCGAGGGAAUGGGGACAUGCCAUCGACCUGCUGCAGGACGCGCGCCACGAUGAGGUCGAUCCGGAUGCAAAGGAAGAAAGCUUGUUCCACACCUUAAAGUUUAGCUACGAUAGGCUGCGGAGUGAUGCCUUGAGAGAUUGUUUGUUGUGCUGUUCCUUGUGGCCUGAGGAUUUCUGCAUCGCCAAAAAUGAUCUUAUCCUUUGUUUGUUGGGGUUGGGCGUGAUCGACGGGUUCGACGACAUGCGGAGCGCGUAUAACAUAGGAUACGAUCUCAUAGCUAGCCUGCGAUCUGCAUGCCUUUUGAAUGACGACCUUGGCUUCGGAGUGAGGGUGCACGACGUUAUUCGCGACAUGGCACUGUGGAUAGCUUGCGACUGCGGGCAGAGGAAGAAGAAAUGGUUUGUGAAGGCAGGACUGGGGUUGACGGAGGUGCCGCCGCAAGGUACGGGAAUUGUAUGGGGCGAGACCGACCGCGUGUCGUUAAUGCAUAACAGGAUCAAAGCAUUUCACGACUCUCCUGGCAGUUCCUCCCCUGCCGCACUUACAACCUUGAUUCUGCAAGGUAAUCUGCUAAGCGAAAUUUCGCUCGCGGCUUCUCCCUCCCUCGCGGCUCUCGCUUACCUAGAUUUGUCUCACAAUAGACUCAACGGUUUCCCGGAAAAUAUAUGUCGGCUGACCGCCCUUCGAUACCUCAACUUGUCGUUCAAUGAAAUCCCGGAAUUGCCUGCGGAGCUUAAACUUCUGACUAGCCUCGAGUACUUGAUUCUGCGCAAAAGCAACGUCCAGAUAAUUCCUGCGGGUGUUAUACGCGAACUCGAGGCGCUUCAAAUGCUGGACUUGCACGGAUGCGACUUGGAUUUGAAGUGCCCGCCGUGGCUAUUCGAAGAGUUGGAGGCGCUCAACAACCUGAAAGCUCUAGGAUUCAAUGUUAAGGAUGUGAACCAGUUAAAUCGGCUCGAUGAGUUACAGAGGACGAGAAUUCGGUCCCUCUACAUAUUUAACUUAGAGCAAAAGACUCUCCCCUUGCUGGCCACUCCUCUCGGCAGCUCUCGAAUACAGAACAGCUUGUUCGAUCUGGAGAUUGUCGGCAGCUCCACUUUAGAGGAGAUAGUAUUCGACGACGCCCGUUCAAAUCGCAACCCGUGUUUUCACAACCUGGAGUGGCUAUCCUUCAGCGGGACGCCGAGAUUGAACAUCGCGUUGGACCGAUUGGUAGCCAGGAAAGUUUUUCCGAGGCUCUGUGCUUUGGAUUUCAGGUUUUGCGACAGCCUGAAGGAUGUUUCUUGGAUCGCGCAUCUCCCGUGCCUUCGCAUACUAAUUAUGUGCGCGUGCCGAAGAGUGACACAGCUUAUUUCUAGUACACAGAACGAUGACGGUAAAGGAGAAGUCGUGGCGGCGCCUACCUUUCCUUCCCUCAAAGGGAUAAAAUUGAUCAACUUGCCGGCGCUGCAAUGUGUGUGUGAUCCUGCAUACACCUUUCCAUGUUUGGAACAAUUUGAGGUUAGAAUGUGCCGGAGGCUUACGAAGCUGCCUUUCCGCGCCGAUACCAUCCCCAAAAACUUGAAGUUUAUUAGAGGUGAGAAAAGAUGGUGGGAAGGAAUAGAAUGGGAGGACGACGUCCACAGAGCUUCCCUUAAAUUUUUGAGGACCCCAUCUCUACCCUUUCGUUUCUUUCAUACAUAUAUAUAAGAUAGUAGUUUCUCUGAUCUACUGGGCUAGUUGUGUGUUUCGUUUUAGUGAUUCUCUUGUGCGACUUAGAAGCUACUUGCGUGUUUUUUCUCAAUUAUUGUUGUUGUGAGUUGAAAAUUAAUGCAAGUGUAUGAGUUGUCUUCAUAUAAUCCAAUUAAUGACU